UGGUUUAAUUUGAUUAUGCAAUAAACUUAAAACAUGCAUGAAAUGACAAAUCUCUUAAUUGUCUUUUUAUGGUUUGCAAUCAAUUAUAAAAUAAUAAAUGCAUUGAAAACUAAGCCAAAUGUAGUGAUAUUCCUGAGCGACGACUUGGGCUGGAAUGACAUCGGAUAUCACGGCUCACGACACUUGAGUACACCUAAUAUCGACUCCUUGGCCGCCGACGGAAUCAGUUUAAGUCGUUAUUACAGUCAACCCUUAUGUAGUCCAAGUCGUGGAGCACUUCUCACCGGUAUUCAUCCCAUACACAGUGGAACACAAAACUAUGUGCUAUUGGGUGCCGCCCCGUGGGGGUUGCCUCUCAGACACAAACUAUUGCCUCAAUAUCUAAAAGAUUUUGGAUACAGUACUCAUGCGAUCGGGAAAUGGCACUUAGGUUUCUAUCGCAAGGAAUACAUACCAAUCAGUAGAGGCUUUGACUCACACAUAGGCUUUUGGACGGCAUAUGAAGACUAUUACAAUCACUCGAUGUCUGAAAGAGGUUUCGAAGGAUUAGAUUUCAGACAUAAUUUAGAUGUCAUUGAAGACGCCGACGGAAAAUAUUCGACCGAUUAUUACACCGAAAGUGCUGUGAAAUUAAUAUCCGAACACAAUAUUCAUGAACCAUUGUUUCUAUACAUGUCAUAUCAAAAUGUCCACUCGGCUAACAAUCCCUAUGAACUCCAGGCGCCCAAAGAAUUGAUUGAUAAGUUUAGUUAUAUCAAAGACGAGAAUAGGAGAACCUUUGCGGCCACUCUUUACUCAAUGGAUUUGUCGAUCGGAAGGAUUGUCGAAGAAAUGCAUAACAAGAAUAUUCUUAACGAUUCUAUAAUUGUUUUUCUCAGUGAUAACGGCGGAGCUAUCAGUGGUUUUAUGGAGAAUUCUGCUUCAAAUUACCCGUUAAGAGGAACUAAAGGCACUCUAUGGGAAGGGGGUGUAAGAGUUCCCGCAUUUAUAUGGAGUCCAUUAUUGAGAAAAUCUGGUUUUGUGUCCGAUUCCUAUAUACAAGUGAUUGAUUGGUUGCCAACUCUUUUGGAAGCAAUUGAUGGCAAACAUGCAAAUAAUGGCAAUAAAUUAGAUGGCAUUUCGUUGUGGAAAGUAUUGAACGAAGAGAAGUGUCAGAAACAAAACGAAAUGCUCUUAAAUAUUGAUCCCAUUUGGAACAUGUCUUCCAUUAUAAUGAAUGAAUGGAAACUACUUCAGGGAUCAGUUCCUAAGGAUAUAUCUCGUGAUUCAGACCAGUGGUCACAAAGUUAUGAAACCGAAUCUCAAGUAAAGUCUGAAAGGAUUAAUUCAAUUGUAUAUAAAAUAUUACAAAAAGGGAAAAGAAAACCAAAUUUUAAUAUUUUUAAAGAGACGAGAAUUGAUUGUGGAAUUCAUGGGAAGCCUACAAAUUGUGAUUUAACUCAUGAAAUGUGUUUGUUUGACAUCAGAUCAGAUCCGUGUGAAUAUAAUAAUGUGGCAAAACUUUACCCAAAUGUUGUACAAAGACUGUGGGCAAAGAUACUAGAAUACAAUGAAACAGCAGUUCCACCUCUUAAUCUGCCAAUUGAUCCAAACGCUAACCCUAUUUAUCACAACAAUUCAUGGAGUAUUUGGGUUUAUGAUUAA
Oppiella nova is the source of this 1644-nucleotide messenger RNA. NCBI's taxonomy places the organism in Eukaryota, Metazoa, Arthropoda, Arachnida, Sarcoptiformes, Oppiidae. The record is from the annotation of a GenBank genome assembly.